Messenger RNA from Melospiza georgiana, 2816 nucleotides. RefSeq names its product LRR binding FLII interacting protein 2 (gene LRRFIP2). Gene Ontology annotation, biological process: regulation of DNA-templated transcription. The coding region runs from base 574 to 2040 and encodes 488 amino acids. The record is from RefSeq and is a predicted model, not a curated record. Lineage: Eukaryota; Metazoa; Chordata; Aves; Passeriformes; Passerellidae. The transcript is spliced from 16 exons.
CGGGGGCCGGGCAAAUGCGGUGGCUGUCGGUGCCAGCGUGGGUCGCGGUAUCUCCUGCGCUUCGGCUGUCGGGCUCUCGCCCUCUGUCCUCCUCAGCGCCGGCCCCUUCUUCCUUCCGCAGGCGGUUUGAAAUUUACCGCAGUCUCUCACUCGAGUUCUCGAUGUGGCCGUAAGCGCCUGGCGCUAAGGGGAGGAGGCAAGAGUGCGGGGCGGGGAAGAGGAAAGCGGCCUGGAGCGGAGCGGCUUGUCUGCCUGCAGCUCCGGUUCUCCCAGCCCCUCUCGGGGAACGGUUGGUAGGGGACGGUGGAGAGGGUUAAGUGAGGUAGCAGUUCCCUUGUCGCGGCCCGUGGGCGGUCCGUGUGCGGACUGUGGUUGCCCUGGGGCGGCUUUUGCCACUGUUCCCCUAUCUCUGGGCGUAGGGAGUGAGGGAAGGAAGGAGCCUGAAGUGAUUCCGGGAUCCACGGGCUCCUCACGCCCCUGGAAACGGUGGAGGGAAGAGUGAAACAAUUGCCCCCUCCCUCCUGAGGCGUCCCGGUUCUGCGGCAGGCUGGCCCGCAGAUUCAGAGAAUAAAAAUGGGAACUCCUGGAUCAGGACGGAAGAGAACUCCAGUGAAAGACAGAUUUUCUGCAGAAGAUGAAGCACUAAGCAGCAUUGCCAGAGAGGCAGAAGCCAGACUUGCAGCAAAACGGGCGGCUCGAGCAGAAGCAAGAGAUAUACGUAUGAGAGAGCUGGAGCGACAGCAAAAAGAGCUGGAAGAAAAGAGUGAAAAAUCACAUUCAGAAAUAUUUUCAAGGCCCUCAUCUCGCAAUUCAGUAAGUGCAGCUCCUCAGAGUGGCAACUCAUCCAGGAGAGGAAGUGGAGAUGCAAGUAGUUUGGUGGAUCCUGAUGCCUCCCUCAGUGAAUUACGGGAUAUCUAUGAUCUUAAGGACCAGAUACAUGAUGUAGAAGGGAGAUACAUGCAGGGACUUAAAGAAUUAAAGGAUUCGCUAGCUGAAGUUGAAGAGAAGUAUAAGAAAGCUAUGGUUUCCAAUGCUCAACUAGACAACGAGAAAAACAAUUUGAUUUACCAAGUGGAUACUUUAAAGGAUGUUAUUGAGGAGAAAGAAGAACAGAUAGCGGAGUUCUAUAGGGAGAAUGAAGAGAAGACAAAGGAAUUGGAAAGACAGAAACACAACUGCAGUGUUCUGCAGCAUAAGCUGGAUGAACUUAAAGAGGGCCUUCGGCAGAGAGAUGAAUUGAUAGAGGCGAAUCAACGUAUGCAGGAGAAUAUAGACUCCAUAACCAAGGAAGUGUUUGAUCUCCAGGAGACAAUUAAUUGGAAAGAUAAAAAAAUAGGGGCCCUAGAAAGACAGAAAGAUUACUUUGACUGCAUUAAGAAUGAGCGAGAUGAGCUCAGAGAGGAGUUGGCUGACCUGAAGGAAACAAUGAAGAGAGGACAGAAACAUGGAUUAGUUAUAAUUCCAGAUGGCACACCAAAUGGUGAUCUAAACCAUGAAUCAGUGGUUGGUGCAAUAACAGUUGUGUCCCAGGAAGCUGCUCAGGUCUUGGAAUCUGCAGGAGAAGGACCACUAGAUAUCAGGCUACGAAAACUGGCUGGAGAAAAGGAGGAAUUACUCUCCCAGGUUAGAAAACUGAAGAUGCAGUUAGAAGAGGAACGACAGAAAUACUCUAAAAGUGAUAGCAUGAAUCCAGAUACAAUAGACUUGGAGAAUGGCUCUGACUUGCAGCUAAUUGAAAUGCAAAGAGAUGCCAACAGACAAAUUAGUGAAUACAAAUUUAAGCUUUCAAAAGCUGAACAAGAUAUAACUACUUUGGAACAAAAUAUUGGACGACUUGAGGGACAGGUUGCAAGGUAUAAAAGUGCAGCAGAAAAUGCAGAAAAAGUAGAAGAUGAACUCAAAGCUGAAAAAAGGAAGCUUCAGCGAGAGUUAAGAACAGCACUGGAUAAGAUAGAAGAAAUGGAGAUGACCAAUAGCCAUUUAAUGAAAAGGCUGGAGAAGAUGAAGGCAAAUAGGACUGCGCUUUUAUCUCAACAGUGAAAUGGAAAUUGAAAAUACAAUGCACUGCUCCUUGAAUAACUAGUCCCUAGCUUGUUUAUAAAUACAGACUUUCAGUGGCACAAACUAUUUGAACACUGAGCUGUUCACUGGUGGUUUAGUUUCAUAAUUAAAUGACAUACUUUUUGUAAUUUAUGAGAGAAUGAAAUGUAGUUUGAAUUCCCAUGUGAAUGACAGCAGUUUUUCAGUAGUGUUUGAUUCUAGAGUCAAAGACGGAGCACAAUGCUGUAUGUUUUUACAACUGUGGAAUCAAGUUUACUCAUGAUCUCUUUUGGCUGCUUUAAUGAUGCUUGAUGCUCAGAGACAGCUGCAUGAAUUCAAGACACUGUUAUGAAACUAACAUAUACUUGCCUAAGACAUCACACAGCACAAGUGCCUUUUAUCUGGUGCAAUUUAGUCUUCAUUGUUGAAAUAACCUUUGAAACCAGAAAGCAUUUUAUUUUAAGAUACAUUUGGGGUAUUCCCUGAACUUUAUACAUUUUGAAAAUACAUUUUUUAAAAUAUUUAAAUUUAUAAGAAAAAAUAGGGACUGUAUAUAAAGAUCGGCUUCUUUUGCAUGGGCACAUCUGACUUCUCUGUAAUUUUGUCAAAUACUAGCCCCUGAUACUCUUAGCAUUAAGAGCAGAAAUUUAAAAACUGAAGUUGUACGCCAUCAGAUUGUGUCAUCUGCUUAAGUACGAAUUGAAAUUUUACAGGGGAAGAAGGGGGUGAGAAAUAUGGCUAAGGAGUUUAUUAAACGGACACUUUACUGACCAAAA